Molecule: messenger RNA, 1812 nt
Organism: Kwoniella botswanensis
Lineage: Eukaryota; Fungi; Basidiomycota; Tremellomycetes; Tremellales; Cryptococcaceae
Exons: 5
Coding region: 1-1812 (603 amino acids)
Source: RefSeq, a predicted model, not a curated record
AUGACUUCGACAGCGGCUGCUUCAGUUUCGACUCCUCCAAGCUCCGAUCUCCUAAGCAUCUUACCUCAAUUCCUCACCACCCUCCAAUCCCCAACCUCAAUCAGCAUACCACCAGCUACCCUCCUAGGCGCCAUCACCCAUUUCCUAUCUCAGCUAGAUUCACCUCACCUUCAAGAUUUCAUCUCAGCUAUCACUUCAUCCCCUACAUUGUGGUUGCACAACGGUAUCUCAGCAGAAGAUAUUAGGAAUGCCAUCAGACUUUCUAUACCUGCUAGACUAUCCAAGAUACAUCAGGAAACAGCUGAUGUGUACUUCAAAGAGACGAGAAGGAGAAGAAAAGCUAGGGAGUGGCUGGGUGUUUGGCUUGACUCGCUUUCGGAUGAUCAAGAUGGUACAGGCGCAAUACAGAUGCGAAUAGGAUUGUUGCAGGGAAUAGAUGACAUGCCAGAGAUAGAUUGGGGUGAUGGUCGGACAAAGCUUGAGGAGAUGAUGGUUCUAUCACUGGCUGGGAAGCUUGAAAGCUCCUCUGAUCCAGACACCAGUGAUUUGAUUGCUGUUAUACCUCAUAUAGCUUUGGAGAGGCUACAGGCGCUCGAUAUCAAAAUCGAAUCCAAUCUGUAUCAAGAGCUCGGCCAUUUUUCUCUAUCUUCAGAGACAAUUGUACCCAAUCUCUCAAGGGCAUUGGCAAGAUCUUUUGAGGUGUUACAUUCAGGUGGACCAUCAAGUCAGAGGCACGCUAAAGAGAGGAUGAUCAGUUUUUGCGAACAGAUGCAGAAUAUGGCUCAAAGCUUAGGAUCGGGUUGGGAAGGGGUAGCUGGAAUGAAAAAGGAGGAUGAUAAGAAUCCAAUAUGGCUCCAAAACAAAACCACAUUUUUCUCUUUCCUCGCAGUCGCCUCUACGAUUGUUGAGAUUCUCCUUUCUCAACCCGACAACUCGAAUGCAAUCGAACGCAAUGUUCUCGAACCCCUCUCUUCUGCAGAAAUCGCAAUUCAUCUAUUGACAACGCUUGGAUCUUUCGCAUAUCUCACGGACGCAAGUCAAGGUGGAUUCGAUGAUUACCAUAAGAUUUUAUAUGCUUCUUUGGACAUAAUAUCGAGCCAUGGUGGUAAUGAAGGUGUCAGCGCACUGUUCGGAAGGCUAAUUCAAGAAGGAAAGUCAAGUGAUGCUAAAGUAGGGUAUGAAUUGGCUCUUGGGGAAGAGUUGAUACAUCACCUCGGGAAGAAGGAAAUAGACGUGUUAUUACCACUUGCAGAAAGACAUGUACAUAAACCAGAUCACAAAUCAAGUUUUGAAGCUUCUCAUGCGUUCUUACUUGCCUUACUGAGGACUUCAUCAGAAAGUUUAGCUGGUAAUGAUGCUCAAACGGCAUUCUUCGAUGCGCUAUUACCUAAUCACACCAAUAUCCUCAUAAAGCAAUAUUCCCAGAAACACAUCUCGUCGGAACAAUUUCGCCAAGCCUUCCCUCUGAUUGUCGAAUCAGCUUCAAAGCGUUCUCCCACUUCCACCGCCCUCUGCUUGUCCUACCUAUCAGCCCUUACGCCAAAUCCCGACAUCAGACACAUUCGGGUGGCAAUCACCCCUUUCAUCGACUCCGCCCGCUUACCAAGACAUCUAAAAGAUCUAGCUCAAAUGAUAUUGACCACAGAGAAGAACUCGGAAGAAAGGAUGGAUCUGACUAGGAACGCAUUCGAGAUAGUAGUGAGAGAUUUAAGCGAUGAGAAUAAACAUGUUGGAAUCGAAUGGUGGAUCAAGUGGAGGGAUGAAUUUGGUGGACGGAGGAAGGAAAUGGGUUUUGUGCGAAGUAGACUAUAG